AUGCUGGUUUUCUUUGCAAGAUUUAAGGCCGAAAAAUGUCGCAACAGAUAUUUUAAAAUCGUCAGCAGUGGUGAGUCUUUGUUCUCAGUUAUAACACAUAGUUUAUGUAGCAUGCAGCAUACAAUAUACCAGUUAUAUUGUUCUGAAAAAACUCUCUUUAUAGUCAGACGUAAUUUUCUAGAAUCUCUCAACAUUUUGUUUACUUUAUUUUAAAGGAGGUCCAUCGUUACCUCUUGAAGAGAUCAUGUCAAGCCACAACGUCGAACACCCUGUCCAUGUGAAUUGCAAUUUUCUCUGCGUCAAUGACAAUGUAUCAAAAUGUGUUGGAUUUAACUUCAGAGAGAAAACCAAAGGGAAAGCUAUAAACUGUCAACUGACUAACAACACUAAAAAAAGAAAAUAUAAAGAAGAAGGAGAAUGGACGCUGUAUCGGGAUGUCGAUGCCGUACGUAUAAAAUUGAAAAUGUUUGCAUGCAGGGACUAUAUAAUAAACAGAACACUGCCCACGGUGGCUUGAAGAUAUGACUCUUAUGUAUAUGAUAUGUAAUAUAUAUUAGGGAACUGUCCGUCUUAGAGAUCCGUACUAAAUUGCGUACUUCAGAGGCUACCGAUUGUUCAGCACCAAUCAAAAUGCUCAAUUUUUGCAGACAUAGGCGUACGGCCCGGGGGAAGGGCUGCAGCCCCCGCCCCCCCCCACAAUUCAGGAACCGCAAUUUUUUGGGCGAUCUAUUCCCGUUUUUGGUUUCGGUUCUCCGUUUUGCGGACUUGCAUUAGAAACUAUAUUCUGUCAUCAUUUAAAAUGUAUAACAAGGGCCGGCAAUAAAGGGGGGAGUGGGGGAUAAUUGCAAACCCCUAGCUACUUGCAAAUAACUAAUAAUUGCAAAUCCUAGUGAGAAUUUGUUUUCGUGGUCGGCAAAACAUGAAUUUGAUAGGAAAAAGUUUGGGAAAAGAAAUAUUAAUAAGUGAUUGAAAUUGUUCGCUAUUGGUUCUGGUUCGUAUUAAUUAGUGAUUGAAAUGGUUCGCUAAUAGUUCUGGUUCGUAUUAAUUAGUGAUUGAAAUGGUUCGCUAAUGGUUCUGGUUCGUAUUAAUCAUAGAUAUCUUAUAUACACUAGAUAGUUCAUCUAAUUAUUCUACAAUUCAAAAAUUGAAGCCGUGAUUGCAGACUCAUGAUAUUCCCAUGAAAUGAGAAGACUCGUAUGUUUUCUAUUUCUUAAACAAGGAAUUAAAUAUUAAGGUAAACCAAAUACAUUUCAAAUACAUUUUUAAACUAUUCAAAUGAUGAAAGUUAAUACCAACAUGGUCGCCAUCUAGAUAUAUUCAAAUGGGGGUAACCGCUGGAAUAUUCUUGGCUUCAAUUUUACUAAAACAGAUGCCCCAUCUAGUGUAUAUAAAAUAUCUAUGGUAUUAAUUAGUGAUUGAAAUGGUUUGCUAAUGGUUCUGGUUCGUAUAAAUUAGUAAUGUUCGCCAAUGGUUCUGGUUCGUGUAUAGAAAGCACGUUUUAGUAAAUUAUUGAUUCAUUUUUAAAAUUCGGGUGACGGGUUUCGGGCAACAGACACAAUAAUAAUAAUAAUCAUCCUCCCCCCAAACAAGACAGGUCCCAUACGCCUAUGUUUGCACAUGGACCGCCUUCCAAUAAUAAUAAUAAUAAUAAUAAUAAUAAUAAUAAUAGUUAUUAUUUAUAUGUUUUGGUUAUUUGAAAAUUAAUUUUCUUAUCUUAUAGGCAGAAAAUGAAAAUGAGAAAAAGAAAACGUCCGAAGGUAUUCCUCACGCUUAUACCGCUGACGUGAAGACCUACUAUUAGUGAGCUUAAGCAAGUGACGUUUUUGACAACACAGACGUUGACCGGAAGUAAAGUUGACGUUUUUCACCAAUCACAGCCCUUGACCCAGUCUUCUGACGUUACUCAUGCCGUUCGUGUUGUCAAAAACGUCAUUUGCUUAAGCUCACUACUGAGGGUUCUGGCCAACCUCGUAUCCAGGGCCUCCACGCGGUUCAGAGGCUCUGGUAUAUACCAGAAAUUAAGACAUCCUACAGCUGUGUGAUAUAGGGCCAAAUCCCCAUUUUAUUCAUCGACAGUAGUCAGUGGUGACUCAGAAAUUAAAUUCACCACAUCAGUAUAUGUUCUUCAAUAACAAUAUGAUACGCAGUAUACAGAAACCAUCCAGUUAUCAAGUAUUUGGAAUUUCUGUCCUGAGACUGAGGCCUAGUGUGAUUCAAACAAAUUCUGCGAUUUAUAGUUAAAAUUUUCCUAAAUGUUCAAAUCAGUUCAAAUUGCAGAAUUAAAAUUGAAAUUGCAUGUAAAUAGUCUGUUGCAUGUGGUUGGUUGUUUCCUAAUGCAUGUGCUUCGAGAUUUCAACCGGGCUACUCUGGUUUUCCCACCUCAACAAAACUACUAAUCCUUCCAUGUUAGUUGUACUCCGUGUCGUAUGCAUGCAUGUCUAAGUUUAUCGAGUUUUACUCAUUGGUGAGCGGAUUUCCCAACAAGCUAUUGCAUAAAUGGUAUUGGGAUCCGAAGUACCUACAAUUUAACGUCCUUAUGUCUAACCAUUUACUGAAGUCAAUGUAUAAAGGUAGCACUUUCUCGGCCUCAAUUAUUUUAAGACCUUGAAAUGGAAGUCCGACCAGCGUUUGAAUCCGAGACUCCCAGCUUGAAAGCCAAUUAAGCGUGGUGACCACAACACAAUCAGUGCUGGCAUCAGUGUUGCCGCAGCGAGUGAUGUAAACGUUUUACAGUGAUGGGCCAAAACAAAGGUUAGGGCCAGUGCGGGUCCCUCAGAGUAAGAUUUAGUUUAUCAUGGUAUGGUUAAGGUCCAGUCUGAACAACUAACUAGUAGGCCUCCGAGGCCACCCAGUAUGUUAAAAUAUGCCUUGUAUGGGGUGUGGUCGUCAGAGGUGCCCUAAUAUAAGCCUGCACAUCGCGGCCAUGCAUGUUGUUUUAGUUUCAAGUUUUGCAUGUCGAGAUAAGAUAGUGGCAAAACAAACUGACGGUAUCAAACUGCAUGCGGACAAAUUUCCCAAUCAAACACAGACGCAAUUUACUUCUAUAAUAUAUAUAAUCGUAUUUUCCAGUUUUAUGGGGAAACGUUGAGCAAGUUUAUCACAAAUCUGGUGAAAGAAAAGAUGGUGUAUACACAGAACAGUUUGACAUAAUUUUUACUGUUUAUUCUAUUGCAACAGCGACACCCGUGACAAGUUGUUCAAGUUUGUACAAAUCUGGAGAAAGAAAAGAUGGUGUUUACACUAUCAACCCUGAUGGCCUUGGAUCUUUUCAAGUCAGAUGUGAUAUGCAAACAGAUGGUGGAGGGUGGACAGUGUUCCAAAGAAGACAAGACGCAAGUGUAGAUUUCUAUCGUGGAUGGCAAGAUUACAAAAAUGGUUUUGGUGAUCUUAAUGGUAAUUUUUGGCUCGGAUUGGAUCGAAUACAUCGUUUGACAAAAUCAGGACAAAAUGUUCUAAGAGUGGACUUGAUGGAUUGGACUAACGACAAAGCGUACGCAAAGUAUGGAUCAUUUUCUGUGGCGUCUGAGUCUGACGGUUAUAGACUGGACCUGGGUAGUUUUUCAGGUAAAUAUAACUUGAUAAAUAUAAAUUUUAUAAAAUAGACUAUGUAAGUUGUAAUGAAGCCAUGCAGGGAGGGAGUAGGGUGUGGCUUAUGUGCCUUAAGGUCAUUUACAGGACGUAAUUUUUGCUGACUUUGCAACGCAACUUCGCACACAAAGCCAUCAUCAAUGUUAUCUAAAAACGUAUUCAUAGGACUGAUCAGGGGGGAAGGCGGCAACCCCCCCCCCAGUCGAAAUGAAGUUGGACAAAUUAUAAACGUAAGUUGUGAAAAAAGGUGGGGGGGAAUAAUUUUAAAAAGAAGAAAUAUGCAAUAUAAUGGUCAAAAUAUAUAAAAGUUAUGAGAAAUUAUAACAGAUGGCAAAAACGAUAAGUCGGGCGCAAUGGGAAAAAGUCUGGUAAAUUUCUUUCUGCCCCCUGUCCUGUCCUGUCUCUCCCUGUCGUAUGCCUCUGAACUUACAGUCACGUGAAAAACGUCGGUAUAGGCAAAGUAAAACGUGCGCCAUACUCACAAUUUAUCAGUGACUACGUUUUGUAUUUAAGAUGUGACACUAGUACGCAAGUAUUAAGGUGUUUUACAUAUAUCUAAGGUAAUGCUGGUGAUUCGUUGACAUAUCACAACGGAAUGAAGUUCUCUACCUACAACAGAGAUAAUGAUCAAAGGGCCGGCAGCAACUGUGCUGUGAUCUACCAAGGUGCUUGGUGGUAUAAAACCUGUCACCACUCCAACCUCAAUGGUCUCUACCUCAAGGCAGGGAAGAAAUCUUAUCAAGGAAUAAGAUGGCACCAUUGGAAAAAGGACGACAGAUCUAUGAAGAAAAGUGAGAUGAAAAUACGUCCUACUGGAUUUUAGCAAUCCCAGGAACACGUUUUCUUCUCAAACACACACUGAAAAAUUGUGUAGUUACAUGCAAGAAAAAAAGAAGUUAAUUCAUCAUGUACACUAGAUAACAAGAUUCCUAGACAUGGGCGUCAAUCCUGGGGGGAUGGGGGUGAGACGCGUCCCCCCAGUUUUUGGAGUCGGGAGGGGGACGAAUAUCUAAUUAUCCCGCCCCCCACUUUUUGACAUGUUUAAUUAAUUUUGUUUGCGUGGUUUGGGCAAAACUAGAUAUUCCAAAUAUUUUUCUGUAAGAAAACCCCUAUAUUUUCCAACCGGUUUGACAUGCAUGGUCGUCAGAUGGUCUGGUCUGAGAUUUUACUCAAAGGAUCUUCUUCAAUUACCUCAUAAAGCAACUCAUUAAGAUGAUCAUAGAUUUAUAGGCCUCUAUAAUUAGUCAAUAAUCUUUCCUAUCCCAAACAAAUACGGCCGAUCCCCUUAUCCGCUUCCUUAAUGACAAUAUCCUCGCCAUUUUACCUUUUAGCUGCCUUUAACGCAUUAAUUUCUUCAAAGGGAAAAUUACUAUAACUUUUUCCCUCAUAACUAUAAGACCGCGGAACUUUAUCCUCUAAUUACUUGGAACAAUACAGUUCAAUUGUGGGAUCUAAAUUUUUUGGCACCCACUUAAAUUUUUCCUUAAAUGGAUUGAAAACCUGUCCAUCACCCUCAACGCCUCCCUUUUCAUAAAAAAAACUUUACUCGCAAAAUUAAAUGUAAAGCUUAUAUUUUCACGAUAUGGUAUAAAGAAUGCUCGAUAUCACAUAGAUAGAGUAGAUAUAUAGUUUUUUACCCCCAAAGGUUGCCUGCACAACAACCUGUUUCUUCCAAGAGGAAUAUCAGGUGGCUCCCCAAGCAGGCUGUUGUGGCAACCUUUUGAGGCAAAGUCCUAAACUCGGUAAAUUGCCUUUGCAAUCCUGCUAGGGCAUAUAAUAAACACUUUCGAUGUAGGUUUGGUUCAUGAUCACUAAGCUAAUGUUCGAUCUAAGGCUCGAAAUAAGUAAUACCCAUAUCUUUUGCGCGCAAUAUAAUAUAUAUAUACAGCCAAUUCAAAAUAGUUGUCCUUUGCAAACCUUAAACUGUAAACCUUAAACUCCAAGCGCGCAAAGCUCAAUGGACUUGACAUAUUAGAGGGUCUAGAUGGGGGGAAGGGCGGGUGGGGGGGGGGGGUCUGAAAAUCAUUAAACAGUAAACAUUUUGGUAUUUUAACGGUAAAUCUUUGAAAAAUGUUCUGAAACGAUAAACAGUAUAUUUUUCCUUACGUUUCACGAUAAAUUUUUAGUGCUUUCACGACUGACAGUAACCGAAAUUGGGUAAAUCCCGACUCACGAUAUACCCCCAUCAACGUGAUCCUCAUAUUAUGGUUGACAUGCAUGAUUUGCCAAUAAGCUUAUGAAUUAUUACUGAGUGUUUGAAUUAAAAUAUUUUAAACGGCUAUAACGUUUAAUAGUUUGAAAAUAUGUCGUGUAAAAUUAAUUGCUUAAUUAUACCGUGAUGCUUAACUCAAGUUUUUCCAAUUAAAAAUUUAAGUAUAGAAAUCCAAGAGAUUUCUACUCUGACUAGUAAUCCUUCCUGUAGUCCGGCCGGCGACAAAUAUAUUAAAUUGUGUUAAUAUUGGUGGGAAAAGUUUUUCAUCAUUUGUAAACCCAAGUUCUUAACAACGAACUUGUGACUUGCAUCCAUGCCAACAUGCAAGUAUAAUUAAAUUAGUCAUUUCCCAAAUUGGUCCUGGGACUAGCGCGCGAAUCCCGUGUUGGAGGGACAAGAAAUAUGGCAGCACACAUUUAAAUUAAAUGCUUAAUUAAUGUAAAACGAGAUAUUUCAUUUUGGUUGUUUAAAAAGUUGAUAUUUGAUGCACAUAUUUGCACCUUAUGUCACCAUAUAUUUUGUCCCUCCAAACGAUCCCAGAAUGCACUGUGAUCUCUUUUGGGAAAAGGCUAGUUCACGUGCACACUAAAGAACUCCGUCACAUAUAAAUCUCUUGGAUUUCUAUAAUUAAAUUCAAUUAAUCUUAACGUUGCUUCAGAGAGUUGAGCAGAGCGGUAAUUAAGUUAUUAAUUUUAAUGACAUAAAACAUUUAUAAAUUUUUAAACGUUUUAAUUCUAGAUGUUUUAAUAGAGAUCUUUCUCGUACCUUAAUUUAUUACGCUCUGGCUAUACAGUUUCAUCGAGCACUCUAACAAACGUAGUGCAAAAAAAUUAUAUAUAUUUAAAUACUCAUUAAUAAUUCAUAAACCUUGUGGCAAAUCAUGUCAGCCAUAAUACGUCACGUGGAAUGGCUUUAUAUCUGAUAAAGCAUGUGGCAUUAUAUAAUUGUUCAUCCUAUAAUUAGUAUUCUUAUAUAAACAAUACUAAUGAGACGGCAUCUUUUGUUGUCGACUUGUCGUAUUUUAAGCUAUUCAAAACAUUUGUUGUCGUGUUUUAUCAGAUAUAAAAAAACCCUACUCGUGUUUUAAAUAGUAUACAUAGUUCUUUUUGACAUAUAUACAACAGACAUAUGCAUGGUUAGAAAUAUAACGGACAUAUGCAUGGUUAGAAAUGAUUUAUUUUAAAAACCUAAACGUUUCGCCAUUUAAAUAUUAGUAGCAUUUACACACUUAGUUAUUUUAAUUAGGAAAAUCGUGCACAAAAUAGGGCGUUAUAUUGGUGUCAAGACAUACUACUAUACUGAUGAAGUCCCCUAACGUUUCAUCAUAUAUACACCAGACAUGAUACCUCAAACCCCUUCACAAUAUAUGUAUUUAUUAUAAUAAUGGGAAACUAUACCCGAUAUACUUUAUUAUGGCGCAAAUUUCUGACGCGUCUAUCUAAUUCGGCAGGUUUUAAUUAAUUUUAUUUUAUUUAUUUACCCAGUUAUUGCGUGACUGAAGAGGAAACAUGAUGAAAAAUUUGUGUCUUCGAUUUUUUCUUAAAAUGGUAACUUUAAGCUUUUUCAUGCUGGUUUUCAUUGCAAGAUUUAAGGCAGAACAAUGUCGCAACAGAUAUUAUAAAAUCAUCAUCGGUGGUGAGUCUUUGUUCUCAGCUAUAACACAUAGUUAUGUAUAGCAUGCAGCAUACAAUAUACCAGUUAUAUUGUUCUGAAAAAACUCUCUUUAUAGUCAGACGUAAUUUUCUAGAAUCUCUCAACAUUUUGUUUACUUUAUUUUUAAGAAGGUCCAUCGUUACCUCUUGAAGAGAUCAUAUCAAGCCACAACGUCGAACGCCCUGUCCAUGUGAAUUGCAAUUUUCUCUGCUUCAAUGACAAUGUAUCAAAAUGUGUUGGAUUUAACUUCAGAGAGAAAACCAAAGGGAAAGCUAUAAACUGUCAACUGACUAACACCACUAAAAAAAGGAACCAUACAGAAGAGGGAGAAUGGACGUUGUAUUUGGAUGUCGAUGCCGUACGUAUAAAAUUGAAAAUGUUUAUAUAAUAUAUUAUAUAAAAAAUGACCUAUUGAACUAAUUUGAUACCAUUACGAUGGGCAUUGCCAGUUUAUUUCCUGGGCAAGCUAUAGUGAUGAGUAAACGCAGAGAUAAGCCGCGCCCCUCCCUUUCCGCUAUAGGUGAAAUAUCAAAUUUGGAGUAUGCCACAUCGAUUAGCAACCCAACUAAUUUCAGACAGCUUCGUAAAGCGUUGUUUUAGCAUACCGCAACUUGAAGCAGUAAAUGAUUCAAGAUUCCUUCAAUUCGACUGCAUGAUUUUUGGAGCCAAGACGGCGCAUGCGGCGGACGUGCAUUUCUAAUAAAUAAAGAUUUGUUUUUAAAAAUAAGACGGAUUCUGAACGUUGUUCCCCUAUAUAAAUGCAGUCCAUUGAUGAACGCUGAAUACUCAUAAACCUUUUUAGCUAAUUUUGAAAAUUACACAAAUUUAAACACUGAUAUCUUGGUAAAUAUUUAAUGAAAUCGUGUGCAUAACCUAUCAAAAUUUAAGUUAGCUUUUUAUGAAUAAAGCUACGUUUAUUUGAGCGACGUAUAUAGCUGUUAUAGUUUUUUCAUUACUGCAAAGCAUGCAAACGCUUGAACUUUCUUUUGCGCCACCCAGUAUAUAAUAUAUAUAUAUAUAUAUAUAAUUUCGCUUACCUCAAAAUUCCGCAACAGUCUGUUUCAUCAGUAAAGCUAGAAUCAUCAGGCGGUAUGACAAGUGUCGAACAUAAGACUGCUUAUAUGCGUUAUGGCCGGAAUGUGGGUGUGUGUGGGUGAAACAAAGCAUGCAUUCAUCUAUUGUUUGCGUUGUUUACGCGGAAAUGCCUAAUCGAGUUGUGGGAGUGUAUUGUUUGCGUUGUUUUCGACACUUGUCAUACCGCCUGAUGAUUCUUUACUGAUGAAACAGACUGUUGCGGAAUUUUGAGGUAAGCGAAAUUCUACAUUUGCUCUAUCUUUAUGAUAUUGAGCACUCUUUGCGUUUCGUAUUCAUAAACCUACUCGUAUAUAUAUAUAUAUAUAUAUAUAUAUAUAUAUAUAUAUAUAUAUAUAUAUAUAUAUAUAUAUAUAUAUAUAUAUAUAUAUAUAUAUAUAUAUAUAUAUAUAUAUAUAUAUGUAUUUGGAAUCAUAUGCGAGCUAGUAGAGUGCUCGAUAUACCGAAGUAUAUAUAGAGCUAAUAAAGACAGAAUAAACUAAUUAACUAAUAGUUAUAAUAUUUAUGUGUUUCGGUUAUUUGAAAAUUAGUUUUCUUAUCUUAUAGGCAGAAAAUGAAAAUGAGAAAAAGAAAACGCCUGAAGGUAUUCCUCACUCUUAUACCGUCAGUUAAACGUCAGGACCCGCUACUGAGGUUUCUGGCCAGGGUAUUUAUUCUGAAUUGGGACAUCAGCCUAUUCCGCUGAAAAUGGCUUCUGAAUAGAGUUGUGCUUGAUUGUUUCCUAAUGCAUGUGCUAUUGUGCUUCGAGAUUUCAACCGGGCUACUCUGGUUUUCCUGCCUCAACAAAACCUAAUCCUUCCAUGUUGGUUGUACUCCGUGUUCUAUGCAUGCAUGCAUAAAUGUUUAAGUUAAUUGAGUUUCUAACUUAUUGGUGUGCAUGGAUUUCCCAUGCAACAGGCUAUUGCCUAAUUGGUAGAGGAUCCGCGGUACCUACCAUUUAACGUUCCUAUUCGAGAAGACGCGAAAGUCUGUUGUCUAACCAUUUACUGAUGUCAAUGUAAAGGUAGCACUUUCUCCUCAAUUAUUUUAAGAUCUUGAGUAGAAGUCCGACCAGCGAUUGAGCCCGGGACUCCCAGCUUGGAAGCCAAGCGUGCUGACGACAACACAACCAGUUCUGCCAUUUUAAAUGUUUUACAGAGGGGUGGGGUGGGGGCAAAACAAAGAUUUAUAAGGCCCAGUGCUGGCUCCUCAGAGUAAGAUUUAGGUCAUCAUGGUAUGUUUAUGGCCCAGUCUAAACCACUAACUAGUGGGACCUCCGAGGCCAAAUGGCCACCUAACAUAUGUUAAAAGAUGUCUUGUGUCGAGUGUGGUCGUCAAAGGCGCCCUAAUAUAAGCCUGUACAUCGCGGCCAUGCAUGUUUUUUUAGAUAAGAUAAGAUAGUGGUAAAAGAAACUGACGGUAUCAAAUUGCGGACAAGUUUCACAAUCAAACACAGAUGUAAUUUACUCCAAUAAUAUAUAUCGUAUUUUUCAGUUUUAUGGGGAAACGUUGAGCAAGUUUAUCACAAAUCUGGUAAAAGAAAAGAUGGUGUAUAUACACAAAAUAGGUUGCAUGACAUAAAUUUUUACUGUUUAUGUUCUAUUAGUUCAACCCACCACAAGCAAACCUAUCUCGACAACAGCGACACCCGUGACAAGUUGUUCAAGUUUAUACAAAUCUGGUGAAAGAAAAGAUGGUGUUUACACUAUCAACCCUGAUGGGCUUGGAUCUUUCCAAGUCAGAUGUGAUAUGCAAACAGAUGGUGGAGGGUGGACAGUGUUCCAAAGAAGACAAAACGUAAGUGUUGAUUUCUAUCGUGGAUGGCAAGAUUACAAAAAUGGUUUUGGUGAUCCUAACGGUAAUUUUUGGCUUGGAUUGGAUCGAAUACAUCGCUUGACAAAUUCAGGACAAAAUGUUCUAAGAGUGGACUUGAUGGAUUGGACUAACGACACAGCGUACGCAAAGUAUGGAUCAUUUUCUGUGGCGUCUGAGUCUGACGGUUAUAGACUGGACCUGGGUAGUUUUUUAGGUAAAUAUAUGAUUUGAUAUAAAUUUCAUAAAAUAGACAAUGUAAGCGGUGACGAGGCCAUGCAAGGACGGGCUAGAUUACGGUUUAUAUGCUUUAAGGUCAAUUCUCAGUACGUGACGUUUUGUAUUUAAGAUGUGAUCAUACAUACUAGUACGCUAGUAUUACGGUGUUUUGAUAAUCUAUGAUAUUGUAAAAGCCGUAAAUCCAAAUCACAGACAAUUUAAAACAUUAAAAUAUGUUCAGAAAGGUUAAUUAGUCGUUGAAGAAUUGGACAACACAGAAAAAAAUGGCAAACGUAUAAAUUUGUGGACAUGAUAAUAUAAACUUUUUAAACUGUUAACUCUUAGACUAUGAGUAUCACAUAUAGUCUAAAAUCCCAAAACGUUCAAAUAUUUGAAGGAAAUUUUAUAUCUAAGGUAAUGCUGGUGAUUCGUUGGCAUACCAUAACGGAAUGAAGUUCUCUACCUACGACAGAGAUAAUGACGGAGGCAAUUGCGCUGUGCACUUUCACGGUGCUUGGUGGUAUAAGGGCUGUCACCACUCCAACCUCAAUGGUCGCUACCUCAAGGCAGGAGUGAUAUCUCCGGCAGGUGUGGAUUGGAUGCAUUGGAAGAACGACAGAAAAUCUAUGAAGAAAAGUGAGAUGAAAAUACGUUCUGAUGGAUUUUAGAAAUCCCAGGAACACGUUUUCUUCUCAAACACACACUGAACAAUUGUGUAGGCACAAGAGAAAAAGAAGUUAAUUCAUCAUGUACACUAGAUAACGAGAUUCCUAGAUAACGAGCUGUCUUUGUGUUUCGUAAGUCUCAUCUUUUAGGUGUCAUUUUUUCUUAAUAACAUUUCUUAACAUUUUUAACGUUGCAGUCAAGAUCGCUACGGUGAAAAGUAUGUAAAUUUUGUUUGUCUCAUUCCAAGUAGAACGAAAACAAGCUUUCAACAAUAUUGUCUGUACCCGUUUUUCCUUGUCAGGAUCUUAAACUCCCUAUUGAGUAUUGCGCGACUGCAGAGGAAAAAUGAUGAAAAAUUUGUGCCUUCGAUUUCUUUUAAAAAUGAUAUCUUUAAGCUUAUUUAUGCUAUUCAAAUAGAUUUUGUUAUAUGUGUACAUGGGCUUACGACGCGGGGGAAGGGGCUGCCUCUCCUCCGUGAAAAUGAAGUCGGGCAAAUUAUAAAUUGGUAGUUUCAACUAAAUAGUCGGUUUUUUCCGUCAGAAUCUUAAACUCUCCAUUGAGUAUUGAGUGGCCGCAUGCAGAGGAUACAUGGUGAAAAAUUUAUGUCUUCGAUUUUUUCUUAAAAUGUUAACUUUAAGCUUUUUCAUGCUGGUUUUCAUUGGAAGAAUUACGGCAGAAGAAUGUCGCAACAAACAUUUUCAAAUCGUCAGCCAUGGUGAGUCCUUGUUCUCAGUUAUGAAACACAGUUUAUGUAACAUGCAGUAAAAUAAUAUGCUUACAGUCCUUUAUACAUGUGUAGUUGUUAUAAUGUUCUGAAUGAUACCCUCCAUAUUGUGAUACGCAGUUAUCUAUAUAAUCUCUCGACAUUUUUUAACUUUAUUUCAAAGAAUGUCCAUCGUUACCUCCCGAAUUCGAGAGAUCAUAUCAAGCCAAAAUGUCGGACACCCUGUCGAUGUGAAUUGCAAGCAGAGCGGAAACCAAGCUAUAAACUGUCAACCGACUAACACUACUAAGAAAAGGAAUUGUAAACAUGAGGGAAAAUGGACGUCAUGUAUCUGGAUGUCGAUGCCGUAGGCGUACGUAUAAAAUUGAAAAUGUAAAUUUUGCAAAUAUUUGAACAGACUGCCGAAACAGUAAAUGUUUUAGAAAACAAUCAAAUUUGAUACUUGUCGACCCUUGAGCUAGGCUCAGAAUCCAGCCGUUGUGUUCGCGAGUGCCGAGAGCACAACGGCUGGAUUCUGAGCCUACCCUUGAGCUAGCUUCACGGGCCGCAUGUAUAUAUACUUUUCCUAGUGAAAUAGCUGCCUUCAAUUUACUGCAGAUCAAUUUUAGUAGCCCAUAUGAUUGUAUAUUUUAUACAGGCAUAGUUUGUUUCGCAAGCUGUGCAUGGUAGCGAUCCGUCAUGCUGCAGGUUACCGAUUGCUCAGGAACCAAUCAAAAUGCUGCAUUGUGCAGAUGGACCGCUUUGGCGUAAUAAUAAUCAGAAUUAUUUAUGUUUCGGUAGUUUGAAUUUGUUUUCCCUUUAUAGGCAGAAAAUGAGCAAAGGAAAACACCAGCAGGUAUUGCAAGAUCACGCGCUUAUAGCGCUGAGUUUUAGACCCCCUACUACUGAAGGUUGUUGCCAUACAGGGUAUUUAUCUUGAAUUGGGAGACCAUGUAAAUAGAGUGAUCACGACGGCCCGUUGUUUCUGAUAUGUGUUUCGAAAUAUCCGGGUAAUCCUCCCAUCUUAAAACUAAUCCUGCCAUCUUAAAGAGGCUCCUUACAGUUUCUAUUAUAUGUCAGUGUUUUAAACUAAAAGCUAUUUGAAUCUAAAAGAACUAAUUUUUUGCACAAAGCAAGCUAUUGUUUCCUCUUAUAUAAAAAAAGAAAUUUUAACCCACAAUCGCUACUCUUUAUGUUACCAUGACAACAUGACGUCACCAUCUAUAUGAUCUAUAUCAACCAAAAAAGCCGUCUUAGCGGACAAAUAACCACGGCGACCUACCUUUUUUAUUGCAGAAAAUACAUUGUUAUGAAGUUCUGAAUCUUUUCCGGAAGUUAUUUGAAAAUCGCCAGUGUAGUUUUCGAGAAACUGAAUUUAAGAUUGCAUUUUAGCCUUUGGAAAGGCUGAAAUUCAGUUUCUCGAAAACUACACUGGCGAUUUUCAGAUAACUUUCAAAAAAAUUCAAAGCUUCAUAACAAUGCAUUUUCUGCAAUAAAAAAGAUAAGUCACCGUGGUUAUUUGUCCGCCAAGAUGCCUUUAUUGGUUGAUAUAGGCCAUAUAGAUGGUGACGUCAUGGCGUAAAGUUAUAUCAGGGGGACCCCGGUUCAAAAUUUUCGAAGGCCUCCCUAGUGAAGCCCCAAAGGCACGAGUUGACCACCGUAUAUGCACGAGCUUUCUAGAGGGUCCAGGGCAUGCCCACCCGGAAAAUGUUUAAAUCUAGAGUCUCUGAAAUGCCAUUUGCUGGACUUUAGGGAGAGACUUUACAGAAUUCUGAUGGUCAGAAAACGACAUUGAAUAAUAAUAAUAAUGAUUUAAUAUGGCAUAUCUAUUUACAUGGCUCUUCCCUAACCCUUACCCCUAACCCUAACCCUAACUUGUAAUAUAUCAGAGGCCUAUAGGGAUUUCUAAAAUCCAGCUGGACGUAGUUUCAUCUCAGUUUUCUUCAUGGAUCUUCUGUCCUUUUUCAACUGCCACCAAUUCAUUCCUUUAUCAGAUGUCUUCCCUGCGAGGAAGAGACCAUUGAGGUUGGAUUCGUGACAUCGGUUAUACCACCAAGCACCUUUGUAUUCCACAGCACAGUUGCUGCUCUUUCGAUCAUUAUCUCUGUCGUAGGUAGUGAAGUUCAUUCCGUUGUGAUAUGUCAACGAAUCACCAGCAUUACCUUAGAUAUAAAAUUAGUCCUUAAAAUAUUUGAAAGUUUGGGAUUUUAGAGUAUGUGAUAUUAUAGUACGCAAGUAUUACGGUGUUUAAAAAAAUCUAUGAAAAUAUAAAGGCCGUAAACCCAAAUCACAGACUAUUUAAAACAUUAAAAUAUAUUCAGAAAGGUUAAUUAGUACGUUGAAGAAUUGGACAACACAGAAAACUGAUAGUAAACGUAUAAAUUUGUGGAUAUGAUAAUAUAGACUUAACUUAGACUAUAACAAAAGCCGAGAGUAUCACACAGUCUAAAAUCCGAAAACUUUCAAAUAUUUCAAGGAAAUUUUAUAUCUAAAGUAACGUUGGUGAUUAGUUGGCAUACCACAACGGAAUGAAGUUCUCUACACACGACAGAGAUAAUGACGGCGGCAAAUGCGCUGUGCACUUUCACGGUGCUUGGUGGUAUAACGGCUGUCACCACUCCAACCUCAAUGGUCGCUACCUGAAGGCAGGAGAGAAAUCUCCGAAAGGAGUGGAUUGGAUGCAUUGGAAGAACGACAGAAGAUCUAUGAAGAAUACUGAGAUCCGAAAAUACGUCCUGCUGGAUUUUAGAAAUCCCAGGAACACGUUUUGUUCUCAAACACACACUGAACAAUUGUGUAGUUACAAGAGAAAAAGAAGUUAGUUCAUCAUGUACACUAGAUAACGAGAUUCCUAGAUAACGAGCUGUCUUUGUCUUUCGUAAGUCUCAUCUUUUAGGUUUCGUAAUUUCUUAAUGUUUCUUAACAUUUUUAAGGUUAUACCGGACACCUUUUUGGCGUUUUGCGGAAAAUCGCUACUGCGCGCUCAAUAUCAGUCCGAUUUUCAUCAAAUUUUCACCAAAUGUUCUCCAGUGCAUGCUAAAUAUGAUAAAGUUAUAAAAUUAACAAACAAUAAAAAAUUGUAAGAAUUAUUUAGGAAAAUCUUAAAUCGCGGUACCGUUACGCUUUUGAGUUGUGCUCCUGCUGGUUUUAAGUUAUAUUUAUGAAAAUAUCAUUUUUAUACAGUAAAAUAGUUGUUCUAAAAUAUUGUGUUCGGAAAUUUUUGUUUAUUUCGUCUUUCUGCUGAUAUGGCGAUUUCUUUGACGACUACAAUAUAUUUCUGAAUUGUUUGAGUGAAUUGCUCUUUAUUUUUAAAAUAUCAGUCCAAAAUUUAAAAAAAGCCGAAACUGACGUCUUUAGCUAUGUCCUGUGAAAAUUUGAGAAAAAUUGGUUACAACCCGCAGGAGCACAACUCGUUUGAAAAUCAGUCAUUACCGUAAAAUUUUUCGGGAGAAAAUUGAAUUUGAAUAUUACAUUUUCAAUGUUUUUCUUAUUGCAGCGAAAUGUAUUUUAUUAAAUAACUCUGCGAGUUUUCAACAUUUUUCGUUCAAACUUGGUCAGAUAGUAGAACUAGUCUAAUGCUUUCAUGGAAACCAAUAAAAACAUUUUAAGCAAAAUUAACAUUCAAAGGUGUUCUGUAACCUUAAAGUUGCAGUCAAGAUCGCUACUUUUUGUUGUCAGGAUCUUAAACUCCCUAUUGAGUAUUACGUGACUGCAGAGGAAACAUAAUAAAAAAGUUGUGUCUUCGAUUUCUUUUAAAAAUAAUCUCUUUAGGCUUAUUUAUGCUAUUCAAAUAGAUUUUGUUAUACUGUAUGUGUGCAUAGGCUUACGACAAAUAUGAAGUCGGGCAAAUUAUAAAUUGGUAGUUUCAACUAAGUAGUUGGUACUGGGUUUUUAGUUACGCCACUGUAUAAUAACAGAUUAUAAUAAUCAUGACGAGGCAAUAUCAGUUCAGAAGGAACGUUAUACCUAAUGCUCAGACAUUCCUACUAGCUGAAGAAGCCGUCAUGGCGAAUCGUCUGGGAGUUCUGGGACAAAAAUAUUAUGUAUAAUGUUGUGUAUGUCCUGCAUAGACGUUUUAAACAGACAAAUCCAUAUAAAAUUCAGACAUGAUAUCCCACAAAUUUAAUACUCUUAAAACUUGAAUUUAGUGUUAUUUUUAUCUUUGAACUAUAGUUUUGGCCGUUGCAACUAUAAAAGGCAAUAUAUACAGUGAUUAUAUAGCAUCUAUCUAAUGCAACAGCUCGUUAUCUAGGAAUCUCGUUAUCUAGUGUGCAUGAUGAAUUAACUUCUUUUUCUCUUGUCAAUAUAGGGAUUUCUAAAAUCCAGCUGGACGUAGUUUCAUCUCAGUUUUCUUCAUGGAUCUUCUGUUAUUUUUCCAAUGCAACCAAUUCAUUCCUUUAUCAGAUAUCUUCCCUGCCUGGAGGUAGAGACCAUUGAGGUUGGAGCGGUGACAGUAGUUAUACCAUCAACCACCUUGGUAUUCCACAGCACAGUUGCUGCCCUUUCGAUCAUUAUCUCUGUCGUAGGCAGUGAAGUUCAUUCCGUUGUGAUAUGUCAACGAAUCACCAGCAUUACCUUAGAUAUAUAAAAUUUCCUUAACAUGUUUGAAAGUUUGGGAUUUUAGAGUAUGUGAUACUUUCGGCCUCUGAGUUAAGAGUUUAAACAGACUAUAUUAUCAUGUCAACAAUGUAAAUGUUUGCUAUUUUUUGUAUUGUCCAACACCCAGAUAUUAUUAUAACCCCCCCCCCCCUCUUGAGUGGCAAAGCCACCCCUCCCCCCUAAAUGCUAAGAAUUAAUAUUAAUUAAUUAAUUAUUAAAAUAUUAACCUUAUACUUUUAGAAUUGAAAAGCAAAUCUAAACUUUUUUCUCUAAAGUCCAAGCUUAUAUUUCCUAGGAAUUAAUAUAAAAGUCCGAUUUAUUAACCUUGUAUAAAUUAUAUGACCAGCAACUUUUGACUUUUUUGAAACCUCCCUGUCCUCCCUGCAUGUGUUAGAAAAUCUUAUAGCCCCCUCCCCCUUGUGUUUCACUAGGCGCCUCGGACAUUUACAACUUUUAUAAUUUAAUAGAUAAUUAAAACACCGCAAUACUUGCUUAUAUACUACGUCCAGUAUCACAUCUUAAAUACAAAACAUAUAGUCACCGAGACGAAAUUGUGAGUAUGGCGCACGUUUUAAUCUACCGACAAUUUUUUCACGUGACCACAGUACGGUUUAGAUAACAUGAUUUUGUGUCCAAAAUUGCGUUGCUAGGUGGAGCAAAAGCUUCCUAUUGUAACUUGACCUUAAGGCAUAUAAGCCAUAUCCCAUCCCUAGUUUUGUCGCUAUUUACACUGUAUUUUAUAAAAUUUAUAUUUAUCAAAUCAUAUAUUUACCUGAAAAACUACUCAGGUUCAGUUUGUAAUUAUCAGACUCAGGCGCCACAGAAAAUGAUCCAUACUUUGCGUACGCUGUUUCGUUAGUCCAAUCCAUCAAGUCCACUCUUAGAACAUUUUGUCCUGAUUUUGUCAAACGAUGUAUUUGAUCUAAUCCAAGCCAAAAAUUACUGUUAAGAUCACCAAAACCAUUUUUGUAAUCUUGCCAUCCACGAUAGAAAUUCACACUUCCGUUUUGUCUUCUUUGGAACACUGUCCACCCUCCACCAUCUGUUUGCAUAUCACAUCUGACCUGGAAAGAUCCAAGGUCAUCAGGGUUGAUAGUGUACACACCAUCCUUUCUUUCACCAGAUUUGUAUAAACUUGAACAACUUGUCGCGGGUGUCGCUGUUGUCAAGAUAGGUUUGCUGGAGGUGGGUUGAACUAAUAGAAUAAACAGUAAAAGUAAAAUUUAUGGCAACCUAUACCGCGUAUACACCAUCUUUUCUUUUACCAGAUUUGUGAUAAGCUUGCCCAACGUUUUCCCAUAAAACUGGAAAAUACGAUAUAUAUUAUUGGAGUAGAUUACAUCUGUGUUUGAUCGUGAAAAUUGGCCGCGAUGAGCAGGCUUAUACUAGGACGCCUCUGAAUGCCACACCUCACACAAGGCAUAUUUUAACAUACUAGCCUCGGAAACCCCACUAAUUAGUCGGGUUCAAACUGGGCCAAAACCAUAUACCCAUUCUCGUCCCCAGGGACAUUUUCACUCGGUCACUCGUUGAAAAUUAGGCUCUGGGUUAGACGACUAAAGGGAGAGAUCUGAUCGGCUUCGCAGAGAACUCCUAUUUCGCAGAAAUUGAACAGUUUUCGCUAGGUAAAAUUAUUCUAUCAACAUAAGUGAACGCAAAUUCUUCAUGAUACUACACUGUGCAAAUUUUUACGGGUGCUAAAGCGUCCCAAUUUAACAACAUGCGCUUUAGAAACUACCGCAAGUUUUCUUCUACUUCCGGUUCCGUGUGUCCCAGGCCCUAGGAAGGACGCGCGCUACCCAGAGGCCCUGGGAACAAGGAUUAACCCAUUGGAUUAACCAUACUAUGCAAUCUCGUUCCCCGAGCCUGUGAUCCUCGGGAAGGAACGUGAGGCUCUGGGAUAAUCCGUUGCGGGAAGCCAGGAAUCCUGGCUAAGAUUGAACUGCGCAUUCCAUUUCAACGGCCAAUCAGAUUCCUCCCUGUAACGGAUUAUCCCAGAGCCUCACGUUCCUUCCCGAAGAUCGCAGGCUUGGGGAACGAGAUUGCAUACUAUGAUGACCUAAAUCUUACUCUGAGGAGCCCGCACUGGGCCCUAAUCUCCCAACCCCAUUGUAAAACUUUUAAAACAUUCGCUGCGGCAACACUGAUGCCAGCACUGGUUGUGUUGUGGACACCACGCCUGGUUUCAAGCUGGGAAACAACCAACCACAACUCUAUUUACACGCCCAAUUCAGGAUAAAUCUCUUGGCCAGAACUUUCAAUAGCGGGCCUUGAAGCCAGCGUUAUAUAAGCGUGAGGAAUACCUUCAGACAUUUUCCUUCUCUCAUUUUCAUUUUCUGCCUGCAAGAUACAAUUAAUUUUCGAAUUACCACAACAAAUAAAUAAUAAUUAUUAGUAUUAUUAUUGGAAGGCGGUCCAUCUGCGAACAUAUAGACGUACUGGUCCUAUCUCAAUUUGAGGGCUGAGGUCAUAUACACAUAUUUUAAACGAUAUAUUUGUAACUAUGGAUGAGCUUGCUCAAAUGUGAAAUUCGAUCGUUUUCUAAACUUUUGUCUGCUCUGUCCGAGGCUCUCACUCUCGUAACAGAAAGCAAACUGAAAGCAAGAUUGUUUUCUUGUUUUUAUUCUAAUGUUUGCAAACUUUACAUUUUCAAUUGUAUACGUACGGCAUCGACAUCCCAAUACAACGUCCAUUCUCCCUCUUCUGUAUGGUUCCUUUUUUUAGUGGUGUUGGUCAGUUGACAGUUUAUAGCUUUGGUUUUCGCUCUGAAGUUAAACCCAACGCAUUUUGGUACAUUGAAGCAGAGAAAGUUGCAAUUCACUUGGACAGGGUGUCCGACAUUUUGGCUUGAUAUGAUCUCUUCAAGAGGUAACGAUGGACCUUGUUUAAAGUAAAGUAAACAAAAUGUUGAGAGAUUCUAGAUAAUUACGUAUGACUAUUUUUGACAAUUACUUGAUAAAUUAUAUUACGUAUGACUACGAGUUCUUUUCAGAACAAUAUAACUGGUAUAUUGCAUGUAUACUGCGUCUGCAUAGGGCGCUUUCCAUUUAAGGGACCGGUCAUAAAGUAAUUACUAGAGGUGGAGGAUAAAUGAAAACUCAAGUACAUAUUUCCAUACCCUCCCAAAAACCUAUGGAAAAAUUUUCGUAACCCCCUUCAAUGUAAGUGAAAAUUUUUAUACCUCCACCCCCUUCAAUCAUUAACAGGUUCUAUAAUGGUGUUAGCUUGCUAGCAUUGUCAUUGACAAUUCAGAUGUAUCAGAUUUGUACUCCAAAAGUUCCAUGGAUACUGAAUCCUACUUAUCAUCUGACAUUGAGUGAGACUGAAACAUAUAUCCUUUGUGUUGAUUUAAUAAUAAUUAUAGUAAAACAAUCUUUCCAAACUUAAAUCUGGGCACAAAUACAUUCAAUAUUCAACAAUAAUUAUAAAAUGUAUUUUUUUUCCGUACCUAUAGUAUUAAGAUUUUGGUACUCCCCUAGAGGUCCUGUUGUUUUUUUACGAGUUUUUUUCAGAACAAUAUAACUGGUAUAUUGCAUGUAUACUGCGUCUGCAUAGGGCACUUUCCAUUUAAGGGACCGGUCAUAAAGUAAUUACUAGGGGGGGUGGAGGAUAAAUGAAAACUUAAGUACAUAUUUCCAUACCCUCCCAAAAACCUAUGGAAAAAUUUUCGUAACCCCCCUUCGUAACCCCCCUGAAUCCUACUUAUCAUCUGACAUUGAGUGAGACUGAAACAUAUAUCCUUUGUGUUGAUUUAAUAAUAAUUAUAGUAAAACAAUCUUUCCAGACUUAAAUCUGCUCACAAAUACAUUCAAUAUUCAACAAUAAUUAUAAAAUGUAAUUUUUUUCCGUGCCUAUAGUAUUAAGAUUUUGGUACUCCCCUAGAGGUCCUGUUUUUUUUUUCGUACCCCCCUCAGAGGUUCUAGGGUUUUUCGUACCCCCCAAAAAAAUCCUCCACACCCCCUAGCAAAUACUUUAUGACCGGUCCCUAAUGGUCUGACCGGUCAGACCCGAAUUCUUUUCUCUGUAUCAAUGGAAAGAUCUGGUCUAUGUUUCUCAAAUAUCUAGCGAAAAUGGACCUCAUUCUAAUGUUAUGUAAAUUUUCCGGUCAGAUAGGUCCGAAGCCCAAAUGUUUUGUGUUCCAUUCAACAAUUAGAUCGGUCUGGCCGUGUUAAUGGAAAGCGCCCAUAAAAUGUGUUUCAUAACUGAGAACAACGACUCACCACUGCUGACGAUUUUAAAAUAUCUGUUGCGACAUUGUUCUGCCUUAAAUCUUGCAAUGAUAACCAGCAUGAAAAAGUUUAAAGUUAACAUUUUAAGAAAAAAUCGAAGACACAAAUUUUUCAUCAUGUUUUCUCUGCAGUCACGCAAUAACUGGGUAAAUAAAUAGAAUAAUAUUAAUUUAAAUAUGCCAAACUAGCUAUAUAAGAGGAAUCACCAGGUGGCUAACAGCCACCUGAUGAUUCCUCGUGGAUGAAACAGGCUGUUGUGGCAAUCUUUUGGGGGUAUAAAACGACUAUUUCAGCUCUAUAUCUAUAUGAUAUCGAGGCGAAUAUCAAUAUAGGUAUAUUGGGUGUCGAAUCAUACGAAUAGAGUGUUCGACACGAAAGUAUAGAGCAAAUAAAGGACAAACUUGAGUUACUUCGUUUAAAACAUUUAUUCACGACAAAUUUGUUUCGUAUGGCAAACCGAUAUAUAGGCUUGCCACACUCUACAUGAUGUUAUAACCUAUGUAUAUGUAACUUGAGCUAUUAAUGUACAAAUGUUUGGCGUCGUUAUAUAUAUAUAUAUAUAUAUAUAUAUAUAUAUAUAUAUAUAUAUAUAUAUAUAUAUAUAUAUAUAUAUAUAUAUAUAUAUAUAUAUAUAUAUAUAUAUAUAAUAUAUAUAUAUAUAUAUAUAUAUAUAUAACGACGCCAAACAUUUGUACAUUAAUAGCUCAAGUUACAUAUCUAUAUAUAUAUAGUACAAUCUGCAUAUAUAUAUAUAUAUAUAUGAUGAUUUCGAUAUUUUUUGUUGAGUUUUUUUCUCAAGGUCUUGCUUACUUUAUUUCCUAAAGUAAGCAAGACCUUGAGAAAAAAACUCAACAAAAAAUAUCGAAAUCAUAUAUUAUGCUCGUUCGGGGUACCACGUUCUUGAGCACUCUAUAGUUCAUUGUAUAGACUUAUGCGCGCCUCGUGCUUAGCGAGUGUUGCUGCUUUGUCGAAUGUCAAACAAAGACAUAAAAAUAUGAAAUAUAUAUAUAUAUAUAUAUAUAUAUAUAUAUAUAUAUAUAUAUAUAUAUAUAUAUAUAUAUAUAUAUAUAUAUAUAUAUAUAUAUAUAUAUAUAUAUAUAUAUAUAUAUAUAUAUAUAUAUAUAUAGGAACGCGUAAAUAUAUUGUGACCUGAGUACUCUACAGAGCAAGAAUUUUUUCCUGUGCACCUACAUGCGAAAAAUAGAAAUAGAAUUAAAAUGUAUAUGAAAGAAGUUCUCAUACAACAUUAGGGGCUGAUCAUUUAACUUUUGAGGGGGGGUGAUUUUGAAAAAAAAUUUCCUGCAAGGCUAUUCUGAACAACAAAAAAAUACCUGCACUAACAAACUGGGGAAAUAAAUAUCCUGCCCCAGUAUUUGGUUGGAAAAAUAUGUUGCAAAACAGCAUGGUUGCAGGGAUCGAUUUGACCAGUCCGAAAAGACUGAGCUGGUUUGAUUUUCAGGGACUAGUGUAAGGUUAAUUUCUUGUUGGAAAACUCCUCAAAAUGCUGGAAAUAGCUUAUCUGAGCUUCAAAAAAUCAAAAAUUUUCUGGGGGGCAUGCCCCCAGACCCCUCUAGAGACGCGCACCUUCGGUGGUUGACUCAGUUGUCUCAGAGUCCUAGUUAUAAAGCAUGGCCUGAGCUGCUGCCCUAUGACAUAUACUUAUUAGUUAAACCAUGCAUAUAAGUAUGCUGUAGGUAGCUGCAGUGAUACAGACAGGGCUGUAGCGAGGGGGGUAUUGGAGGGCGGGUAACCCCCCAACUUUUUUAGAAUCAACAUACUCAGAAAAUCGGGUUGGCCAUUCGGAAAAUUAUAGCCAUAAUUGUCGUGUAUUUAGAUUAUACUUUUAACAAAAUAUGAAUAAUACAUAAGCAUGGCCGAUCUACAUAUCUAAUGCGCAUGUCCGUGCGUAUGACCGCUGUCCGUCUAUAUCUAUAUAUCUAACACCAUCUCUCCUCUUGAGGAAUGUAUCAUAAAAUAUUGUUCAUGAGUUCACUAUCGUGUUCGAACAAUUAUGCUAACCAUAACA
Messenger RNA from Paramuricea clavata, 22778 nucleotides. NCBI's taxonomy places the organism in Eukaryota, Metazoa, Cnidaria, Anthozoa, Malacalcyonacea, Plexauridae. The record is from the annotation of a GenBank genome assembly.